Messenger RNA from Yarrowia lipolytica CLIB122, 3984 nucleotides. RefSeq lists its product as uncharacterized. Lineage: Eukaryota; Fungi; Ascomycota; Dipodascomycetes; Dipodascales. The record is from RefSeq and is a predicted model, not a curated record.
AUGUCGCAACUAUGGGCCAAGUGGAAAAGCCGGCCCCCUAAAAUCAACCUCCUCGGCGUGGAGUUUGCAUGGGAUGACCUGACGCUCAAGCGGCUGGUAAAAACCUUUGUCAACACCACCUUUUGUCUGAUUUUCUGUCUCAUUCCGGCCUGUGUGCACCGAAUCGGAAAGGUAGGCUACAUGUUGACUCUGUUUUCCGUGAUUGUUCCGCCGGCAAAGCGACUGGGAAAGGAGGUUGAGAGUAUCGUCAUUACUCUGUUGGGCCUGGGUCUGGGUGUAGGAUACGCCAACCUGACACGGUACAUCGCCAAACUACCAUUACGACAUAUGGAACUCAAGUCAGAGAAGGGUCUGAGUGGAAACCCAGACUAUAGAAGCGCGCUGGGAAUUUUGGCGCUGGGCGAGUUUCUCAUGCUCAUGUUCCAUGGAUAUUGGCGGUCCAAGAUCCCCCGUAUCUUUGCAGGGGUACUAACCUUCCUUAUCGUCACACAUUUCUCCUACCUGUCCGAUCUCGAGGUGUCUGUGCAGAACAUGUGCAUCAACUUUGGCUAUCCAAUCAUGCUGGCGUGCGGUACGUCGAUUUUUUUCAAUGUGACCAUCUUCCCCGAGUCGGGUUCUACGGACCUUGGAAAGGUCACGGUGGCUCUCAUUAAGGAACUCAAGACGUCCAUCUCUAUGACAGUUACCUACUUUGUCAACUCGGCCGAAAUCAUGCGAGUCCAUUUGGAGGAAGAACAGAGGCGGGAACAAGAGGCUUCCAACGGAGGAGCAGAGUCGCCGAAAUCGAUCCAUGGAAACACAGACGAUUCCAACGAGACCCCAGAGACGUAUGUUCCGGAGUCUAUUCACGACAACACCAAAAUCGACAACAAUCAGUCCCAGGCAUCUGUAUCCCCUGAACUAGACAUUACAGAGCUCGGAACUCUGCUGAAAAAGAAGACAGCUCUCACAGCCAAGUACACGUCGUGCAAGGCUGCCCUGACAGAGUGCACGUUCGAAAUCACCUAUGCUUACGUGUCUCCCACGGUUCUGAAACCCACAGUCAAACUGUUGAACGGCAUAGUCAAGUCUGCGGGUGCCAUGUUGGAUGCCUGUGAGCUGGAAUUUGCACUGCUCGGAAAAGUACAGGCUGCUCAGCUCCAAAAGACAAACAGUAGCUCUAACCAGGCGGCCGAGGAGGAGCAGGAUAUUAUCAAGCGUCUGAAACCCGAGCGAGAAAUCGUGCAUGGAAACAAGGAGCUCCUCCUAGCCAUGGUUUCUCGAGUCGCAGAACCCAUCCAUGUGCUCGAUAAGGCCAUGACUGACGCGUUUGACCAUGCCGUUCACGCUGUUUGCUACGCAUUUUCCGUCGGAGAGCAGCUGCCCAAUAUUCGUGACUUUCCAGACAAACGGGAGGAGUUCAAGGACGCCAUUGAGACUUUCGACGUUGUGUCUCGGUCCGCACUGGCGUCUCUGGACUUUGGUACUGUCGAUCACGACCACAUUGACGACUAUCUUCUUCCCCGAGACGAGCUGUUCCUCCUCGCCUCUUUCAUUCUUAACCUCAAGUCUUGUGCUUUGAGUAUCAUGAGCUUGCUUGACGAAGCCCAGGCUCUGCAUGCUACACGUCGCAAGCGAGAAGACGUGCGUGGAUGGCCUAUUUUAGGCAAAAAGCGACUGUGGUCGGCGAUGUUCGAGAACAGAAAGAGCUUCUCCAAGUACUUUUUCUCGCGAUCAGAUGACGCCAGAAACGACGGAGAUAACAUUGAAGGACACGAUGUCUUGACAUUCACACAAAACCUGGAGACUAGAGAAGCUGCCAUCACACGUCAAAUGUCCAACACUGACCAGCCCAAGGAUCUGAAGGAAGCCCAACCUGCUUCUGAGAAGAAAACAAAGGAAUCGCAUUAUGUGCGGUUCCGCAACAAGUGGAAAAUGUUUGAUUUAUGGAUUGGAAACCACAUUGCCAACAUUAUCGAAGUCACUCCUGCAGAAGAGAAACACUGGAAAUUUGCUCUCAAAGUGACAAUCCCGAUGUUUCUCGUAUCCUGGCCCAUGUUUGUGCCUUCCAUGCGGCUGUGGUACAUCAACAUGCGAGGCUCUUGGGUCGGUUUUGUGGUUGCCCUGGUUACGGAGACGACUCUGGGAGGCUCCGUUUUCAUUUUCAUCCUCCGAACAAUCGGAUUAACUAUUGGGUCGGCUUGGGCUGUUCUGGCCCAUACUGCUGGACGAGGUCACAUUCACUCAGUUAUGGGAGUGGUCAUGGCUGUCAUCUUUAUCCCUGCCCUAUGGUUCAUGUUGGCCACCAAAUACUUCAAGGGAGGCAUGAUUACGGUUGUGUCUGCUAAUGUGGUCCUUCUGGCCACUCUAUACCCUACGACUACAGGUGGAAUUGUCACCAACUUUGCCAAACGAACUCUGGCUAUGAUGAUCGGAGGAGGAGCGGCUCUAUUAGGACAAUUAUUCUUAUUCCCAGUUAAGGCGCGAGAAGAGCUCGUGGUGGUGACCGUCCAGGCGAUCAGAGAGUGUUCUCGAAUGGAGAGAAUCAUUGCUUACGGCUUUGACGACCCUGCCACUGCUCAGAAGGAGUUCAAAAAGUGCGCUAAGGUCGCCAGAGGUUCACUUACAGCUGCAGCGACCUUCAGAACUUUCACCAAACAGGAGCCUCGUCUUAAGGGCUCUUUUGAGGAGAUUUCCAAGAUAUUUGGCGAGAUCAUUUUCGUGACUCGACAGAUUAUCGACCGACUGGAGAACAUUGUCUUCUUACGUCAACAGUAUGGAUCUGUGGUUCUGGACGAGUAUGGACCUGAGGUUCUGGCCUACCGACGUCAGACUGCCGCUGCAAUCACCACGACUCUACGUGCAGUUGAAGCAGCUCUUCUGAAUAAGACACCCCUGCCUCAGUAUAUGCCCAGUGCUCGUUUGGCGCAUCGACGGUUUGUGAACCGAGUUCGAGAGGUCAUGAUCACACGACUGAGCCAGAACAAGCAUCAUCAUAGCGUUCCCAAUAUUGGAACUCCAGCGGUAGGUACACCUCGUGACACACCUCGAGAGACCCCCCGAGAAACCCCUCGAGAAACCCCCUUGGCCACUCCUCUAGGCAAUCCUUCGCACCCUGAGUUAUCUUCUCGAGCCAGUCUUCCCAAUGUUCAUACUGGGUCUCCUAGACGAUGUUCGGAAGGAGACACCACUCGAGAGAAGGCUUGUGUUCCUGAUUUGGUGGUCAAUGAUACAGACACACCCCAUGCUCUGCACCACAGUUCUGAUGACACUUCAGACUCGGAUGACUCGUCUCAGGAGAUUGAGAUUGUGCCUCGAGCCCGAACACAGCAGCAGCAGCAGCAGCAGCCACACGACUACCUCCAACAUCGAGCCGUCGUGUUGCAGCAAAAGUUCAUGUCGUGGAGUGCGACUUCUUCGGCCGUGGAGGAGGUCAUUGAGUACGUGGAAGAGUUGGCUGAUCUCACAGCGCUGCUUGUGGGUGUCAACAAAUUCAAGUACGGCUUUCUUUCGCGUCCCAUUUACGCUGAAUGGGCUGCUUCGGCAGCUCGUGCUUACGACGAGGUUCUGGCUCCCCACGAUCCUCUCAAGGCUGACAACGACGAUGAAGAACCUGACGAGACACCCCAUGAGCUACGAACGGCAGCUGAUCAUACUCCAGACAUUCUGGAUCGAGAUCAUAUCCCAAGAGGCCUUCGAAAGCGGGUCUUUUCUGUCGUGGAACACAAUGGACAGAUCUAUGGAGGAGGCGAGCACCAGUACAACAUGGUUCCAGGCAUGCCUGCAGUUGACCGAACGACUUCUAGACAGUCUCAAAAGUCAAACAAGUCGCACUUAUCGCAGCCGGUUGCUCGCAAGACCUCCAGUAAUGCCUCCAUGCCUCCUCUUACACGACGGCAGUCUAUUCGGUCUGUGGUUGGAGCUGUCAAUGACAGUCCGGAGCCCGAGAGUAAGUACUUGACAUUGAGACGGCGAAUGGGACGCAAGAUUAACAAGAAGCAUUAG